Molecule: messenger RNA, 1024 nt
Organism: Xenia sp. Carnegie-2017
Lineage: Eukaryota; Metazoa; Cnidaria; Anthozoa; Malacalcyonacea; Xeniidae
Product: probable thiopurine S-methyltransferase
Exons: 8
Coding region: 165-872 (235 amino acids)
Molecular function (GO): thiopurine S-methyltransferase activity
Source: RefSeq, a predicted model, not a curated record
AUUCAAUAGAAGUCGGUCGAUUCACUCGAUUGGGGGUGAUUUUAUCGUUCGAUCUCUUUGAUAUUUUUUGUCCUUGUGUGAAUCUUCAGGGCGGUCGUUGUACACAGCGUUUUAAUUAUUAAGUAAUUUGCCGAAAUAGCCAACCAGAACCUUGAACAAAUAAAAUGUCGGGCGCAAUUGCAUUGCAAUUUGAAGAUUGGGAAAGUGCAUGGGCGACAGCCACAAGUGGAUGGCAUAAUUGGCAUUUAUCUCACGUUAACACAAACUUAAAAGACAACAUUGAAUUUUUAACGGAUGGUAAAAAAGCUUGCAAAAUCUUGGUACCAUUCUGUGGCAAGACACUUGAUCUUUUAUGGCUUGUUGAAAAUGGUCAUCAUGCCAUAGGUGUUGAACUAAUUCAAAAAGCUGUUGAUGAUUUUUUUCAAGAAAAUAAAAUAUCAUUUAAAGUGAAAACGGUGGAUGGUUACCAAUGUUUUGAGGCUUUUGAUGGAAAGUUAACAAUAUUUGUUGGUGACUAUUUCAAAUUAAGCAGUUUGCUUAUAGGUGGAAAAGUGGAUGGCAUUUGGGAUUGCAAUGCUUUAGGUGCUUUAGUACCAAAUGAUUGGGACAGGCAUCUUAAGACGUCUUUGGAACUUCUUGAUCCCUCUCAUGGUCGAAUUUUGAUUCAAGCUUUUUUAUAUGACGAUAAAGCACAUCCAGAGGGCCCUCCAUGCUCUGUUUCAGAAGAAGAGCUAAAACGUCGGCUUGGAAGUGAAUAUGAGGUAGAGUUAUUGAGCAAAAGAUCAGAUGAGGUGGCGCGUAAACGAUUCCGAUUCGAAUUAUCCUGGCUAUAUGUCUGUCUUACUGGAAUAAAGAGGAAACUGUCUGCGUAAAUAUUUCAAUAUCCAUUAAAGUGACGUUUGGUCGUUAUUUUUAUAAAUGCUUCAUUGUCACUUCGCAUUCUCAUGAACAUUCAUAUAGAUCUCAAUAAAUCGAUACUGUAAAAAAGUACUAUGGAAAGUAAAACAAAUCGGUUUAAAAAAAA